This is a messenger RNA of Saprolegnia parasitica CBS 223.65, 2493 nucleotides long. RefSeq lists its product as hypothetical. Gene Ontology annotation, biological process: mismatch repair. Gene Ontology annotation, cellular component: MutLalpha complex. The record is from RefSeq and is a predicted model, not a curated record. NCBI's taxonomy places the organism in Eukaryota, Oomycota, Saprolegniomycetes, Saprolegniales, Saprolegniaceae. The coding region runs from base 1 to 2358 and encodes 785 amino acids. The transcript is spliced from 9 exons. Gene Ontology annotation, molecular function: ATP-dependent DNA damage sensor activity; ATP hydrolysis activity; ATP binding.
AUGGCGCUGGUGCCAUUUUGCUUGGCGGCGAUCUUGGAAGAGCCAAGUCCCAUGGCGCUCAAAAGCAUCCCGAAGCGCGAUGUGCAGAAGAUCUGCAGCGGGCAGUCGGUCGUUGACCUCGCGACGGCCGUCAAGGAGCUCGUCGAGAACGCGCUGGACGCUGGCGCGACCCACAUCGAGGUCAAGCUCAAGGAGUACGGCCAAGUCGGCUUCGAGGUGAGCGACAACGGCAAGGGCGUGCCAGCCGCCGACCACGAAGCGCUGGCGCUCAAGCACUACACGUCCAAGAUCUCGGCCUUCGAAGACCUCGAGUCCAUCGCGUCGUUUGGCUUUCGCGGCGAGGCGCUGAGCUCCAUUUGCCAGCUCGCCAGCGCCUUCUCGGUGCUGACACGCACCAAGGACGAUGAGCUUGGCACGCUUCUCUCGUACGACCACACUGGCGCCCUCGUCUCGUCCGUCAAGAAAGCGCGCCCCGUGGGCACGACCGUCAUCGUCGAAGACCUCUUCAAGCCACUUGCCGUGCGCCACAAGGACUUUGUCAAAAACAUCAAGCGCCAUUACAGCAAGCUGCUCAAGACACUGCAGGGAUACGCCAUCAUCACGGCCAACAUCCAGCUCUCGGUCAUCAACUUUGCGGGCAAGAACAACGCGCGGCAAGCCAUUCUAUCGACGCAAAAGAACGCGGGCAUGGGCGAAAACUUGGCCAACAUCUAUGGCACCAAGUUUUUCAAAAGCCUCUUGCCGGUUCAAAAGCGUGUGAGUAUCGGCAGCGAGACCGCGACGAUCACGGGCUUUGUCUCGCGUGUUGGCGACGGCGUCGGUCGCAGCGACAACGACCGGCAGUUCUUCUACGUCAACGGACGGCCCGUCGACCUCUCGACCGCAACCAAAACUGUCAACGAAGCGUGGCGGCAGUUUGAAAUGAAGCACAAGCCCGCGUGCUUCAUCGACUUUGGGCUACCAAACGGCUGCUUUGACGUCAACGUGACGCCCGACAAGCGCGAGACAUUCAUCAAAGAGGAAGUCGCAGUGAUGGAAGCGCUCCGAGAAGAGCUCCUCGCUCUGUACGAGCCAACGCGCGGCACGUUCCACGUGCAGUCUCUCCUCUCGAGUGCGUCCCAGGCCCCUUCGUUUACCGCGCCCAAGCCGGCGCAGAAGCAGGACGAUUCCGCACCAGAGAUCGAAAGCAAAAAGCGCGCAAGAGAGAUCAGUCCAACGCCGUCUCAUUGCGCCAAUGUUGAAACACAACCCUUGACGAACGUCAACUCGGACGCGCUGUCGUCGACGACGGUUGUGAUCCACCAUGUCGAUGGGAGUGGCGACGACGACGACGACGAUCAGCCCUUGACGCGAGCAAAGAAGAUCAAGUUGAGUUCGCAACAGCUGCACGACGACUCGGACAGCGAGGCGCAAGCAGCACCGGUCUUUACAAGCCCUCCGCCAAAGGCGCCGGUGCCGGCAAAGUUCUCGCUCUUGACGACGCCAACGUCUGCCAAGCCGCCGCGCCGUGAAAGCACCGGCGGUCGCCCGACGCCGACGCAGUCCCCCGCUGCGACACCGCCGACGAAGCCCACGCGCCGAGAGUCGUUGCCACUCAAGCCGUUUCCGCCGUGUGUUGGUCGCAUGUCGAUGGCCGACAUCCGCGCCCAACGCCAGCGCUAUUUCCAGCGACAGAGCGAGCUCGCGGCGCUUGCUUACACUGGUGAUGGCGUCAGCAGCAUCGAGAGCGAAGACGAAAUUGCGGCCACGGCACGCCUCCAGCGAACACUGACCAAGGACGACUUUUUGCGCAUGGACGUUGUGGGGCAGUUCAACUUGGGUUUCAUCAUUGCGCGUUGCGGCCGCGAUCUGUACAUCAUCGACCAGCACGCGAGCGACGAAAAAUUCCGGUUCGAGACGCUGCAAAAGUCCACCGUUCUGCACCAGCAACCGCUGGUCCGACCGCUGCGCCUCGAGGUGACAGCCGUCGAAGAGAUGACGAUCCUCGAGCACAUGGCGAUCUUUGAGAAGCAAGGCUUUCACUUCUCUGUGCACCACGAGGCACCCGUGACGCAGAAGCUGCACCUCACGGCGCUUCCGUUCAGCAAGCACACGACGUUUGGCCUCGCAGACGUUCGGGAGCUGGCGUCGCUCUUGAUGGAGGCCCCGCACCAAGCGCAGACGCUGCGCCUGCCUAAAGUCACGUCCAUGUUUGCCUCGCGCGCGUGCCGAAGCGCUGUUAUGAUUGGGACCGCGCUGCACAAGGAAGAGAUGCUCAAGAUUGUGACGCAACUCGCGGUGCUGGACCAGCCAUGGAACUGUCCCCACGGGCGCCCCACAAUGCGCCACUUGGUCGACCUCAACAGUCUCGAAACGUAGGUCGAAAAGUUGUAGUAAUACGUGGAAUUCUGAAGUGCAUAAGCACGGACCUCGCUGCUGGUGGCAUUGCCACGAUCGUUUCGAUCGACAGCUUUCAGAACCAGCGACGACAGCUAAUAGUAGCUGUCGCUGUCG